Molecule: messenger RNA, 853 nt
Organism: Aphanomyces invadans
Lineage: Eukaryota; Oomycota; Saprolegniomycetes; Saprolegniales; Verrucalvaceae
Exons: 1
Coding region: 28-546 (172 amino acids)
Biological process (GO): regulation of signal transduction
Molecular function (GO): protein phosphatase inhibitor activity
Source: RefSeq, a predicted model, not a curated record
GUUUUUUGGAGCAACGAACCAAUAUCCAUGACGACUCCACCAUCCAAAGCGGCGCGGCCACGCAUCAAAUGGGACGAGGAAACUAUAGCUCUGCAUGACCUUGACCGAGGAACACGCAUGAAGAUCGAGGAACCCAACACUCCUUAUCACUACUACGCGACGGGGGAGGAAGACAUGAACGUAACCACGGGGAAUGAUGUCGAGAUCACUGACGUGGCACUGCAACUCCACAAUGCGACCCACUCGGCGAGUGAAUUGUCAGAGUUGCCCUCAAAAGCUCCCGUAUCACCAGCUCACAGUGCUUCCAAUGGUAUUGAGCUCAAGUGGGACGAAUUGCACGCGCGGUUAGAGGCGCACCAAUCGGCGUCAAAGUCGAGCGAAUGGGACAGCGACUCGGACACGUCGUCGACGAGCCGAAAGCAUCCAGCACCUCCUGGAGGCGCUGACAACGCUUUCGCACAGAAGAGAAAGCAGCAUUACAAUGAGUUUGAGCGCAUGAAGCAGUGGCGUCUGCAGCACGGCGCAGACGAUGACGACGAUGCAUAGCUGACGAAAUGUCAGUUAACAUAUCUGCUGUUAAAAAUGACUGCCAAACUUUGUUCGACCCGACAUUGAGCACUUUGGCGCGCUCUUACGGUUUGACAGGACCUGGGUGCCGACGGCCGCUUUCUGCUUGUACGCAUUUGGAGCCGGCCCGACGUCAUGACACAUUCGGGCGCCGAUCGGCGCCUUGCUGCGACCGACAACGCUAAACGAGUACGCCGCUACAAAUCAAGUCGUCAAGACUCUGCAAGCGAACACAUAUCGCACAAACUGACAGACUAAUGCCAUACCUGAGUUUGUGACCGUCGAC